AUGAAAAGAACGGGCGCUCUACCAUUUGACGAUGACAAUUUGCGUAAUCUGCUGGAGAAAGUGAAGAGAGGAAACUUUCAUAUUCCUCCUUUUGUUUCGUCUGAUUGUCAAGCUCUUCUUCGAGCUAUGAUUGAAAUCGACCCUAAAAAGAGAAUUUCUGAGCCUCCAUUGCAAACGGAGCCCCCAAUGUCUCAGGCUGUGCAAACUUCCAUCAUUCCAUCUCGUGAAGACGUCGAUCCCGAUAUUUUCGCCACCAUGACUUCCUUGCAGUGUUUCAGAAACGAAGAAAAGCUCUAUGACGCCCUGCUUUCACCCUAUCAUAAUACAGAGAAGGUUAUUUACUUCCUCCUCCUUGAUCGGAAGAUCAGAAGCCCGUGCUACGAGGAUCCGGAUGAAAUUAGAACGCGAAGUAGCACUAAAUCAGAACUCGUUGCCAUUAAACUUAAGACCAUCUACUUUCUUUCUAUUCUUUACGACAAGUCGACUGAAGAUAGAUCUAUAACUCGCGAUCCUAUCGAUUCUUCGUGUAAGGGGGUCUACUCAUCAGCUGUGGAUGUUCACGUUCGUAUCGAUCUUCAACUAAUUGAGAAGAUCCUAGCCCUUGUUUAUCCUCCCCGUAAAAGAAUCGACAGUCUUCGAUUAGGAAUUAAUGGAACUGUUCGUCUUUCAUUGGGAGAUCUUAGUGAAGGUUCGCCAUUGGCUGGUAGACGCGGACUAGCUGUUCAAAAAUUACGCAAGCAGUCUGCAAGUACUAAUUUGGAUAUUAGAUCAAGUACUCCAGCGAGUCCUAUCAGUUCUCCAAUUGGUUAUUAUCGAGGUCAUUAUCGUAUGAGCGGAUAUGAGGCGUGUAGCCCAAUCGAAGAAAUCACCGACCAAUAUCGAAAACAUGUCAUCUCUUCAACUCGAAAUCAAGCAGAGGCUCCUUUGAUUAUGCGGAAGCAUCCGAAUGUCCACCAGGGUCAGAUCCUUUCUCCUCGAAACCAAUAUCGAUUCUCUCAAAUACGACACACUUCUCUACGAACCCCGACAGAUCAUGUAUCUCUGUCUUCGGAUAGAAGGAGUUUUAACCAAAAAAAUAAUUCACAAACUCCGAAUUCAACAGAACCCGAGGUUCUGCGAAAGACUUCGAGUCCUCAGAGUCCGUCGCUUAUUCCUCGGCCAGCGGCUUGCGUUGAAAGUAGUAAAGAAUCAACACCGAAACGAGCUGAUGCAAGGAAAAUUGACCAAAAGUUAAACAUUGACGUUGCCAGCGAGAUCAUAUUAAAUCUAGAUACUCGACAAUAUAUGCAAAUAUCUGGAAAUAAAUAG
Molecule: messenger RNA, 1308 nt
Organism: Rodentolepis nana
Lineage: Eukaryota; Metazoa; Platyhelminthes; Cestoda; Cyclophyllidea; Hymenolepididae
Source: the annotation of a GenBank genome assembly